UCUUCAUUCAUCGCGAGUCAUGUGUUUUGAGACGUAAUUCGUGUGACUGUUGUUGUGAUGACGUCUUUGUGCGGCGUUUGCCGCGAACUCUCGCGAAUCGAUCGCUUCCUGCGGACAAACAGCGAACUAAAUGCCGUUCACUUCGACCGCAAGUCUUCUUUCAACGCAUUCCUCCGCCCUUUCGACCAAAGAGUCCGCAAAGCCGUCGAAUCUCCGCUUAAAUGCGUUCAAAAUCUUUGGCUUUUCCUCCAAAACAAAGACGAGAAAACUCGCCAAGAAUUCGCCGAAAGAGUCAACGAAAUCGUCGCCAAAGUCGGCGCCGAUAUCGCGCCCAACGCUUUGCCGCGGCUUCUGGUGGCGCUCUUCCGCUGUCAGACUCCCGGCGCCCAACAGUCGCCCUUUCGCGCGCUCGCCGUCGCCCUCCUCUGCGCCUCCCCUCUCAUCCACGUGACCGACGUCUUCCUCUUCUGCGCUCUCAUUGGCCGCAAAGGGAUCUCCUCUUCGCGCGCCGUUCGCCACGCGUUGCGCCGCUUCUACGGCCGCGACUUCGACGACCUACACGUCGAGACAAUGCUCGUCUUCGGCCAACAAUUCGUUGUGUCCAAAGACUGGUCUCAUCGGGACGUCAUCCGUGUCGCGCACAUUCCGUCCACCGAUCGCGUCACUCGACUCCUUCUGCGAAUCGACGACGACUGCGACGACACUCUGACGACAGCCGAGCGACGCAUUCGAGUGCUUCGGAGUCCGGAGUCGCGCCUCGAAGACGUGUUGUCGGCGUUGGAGACGACUCUUCUGCCGCCCGACCUCUGGAUGCGCGCCCUUAACACCAAAUGGAGCCGCAAUGCCUACGUUUGGCGAAGACUUCUCGAAGCGCUUCCCGAAGACCGCUUUUUGGCCGCAAUUCCGCAGACAAUCUCUCGCUUUCCCAACAAUCGACUCCUGCGGCGCACUCUCGCGACCCGAUUGGCGGCCAUCGCGUCCACGGAUUCGUGUUUCGCGAGACAACUGUCGCUCUAUUACUGCGAGAAAAACCAUUUGAAAAUUGACGUCAAUUUCAUGCAUCGUUUGAGACGCGCUUUGGUUUCCAUAGCGACGCCCGACCGCCGCCUCCGACCCCUCCUCGUCCACAUCGACCCCCAUCUCGACACGCAACGCAAGUAUUUGGCGGCUCUGCAGACGAAAGGGCGCCGAAAGGCGGACCUCUUGGACGCCAUGACAAUCAAAGACUUCCUCCAAGUGUUCGCGCAAUCCUUCCACUGUUUCGCGCGCGUCGGCGGACACUUCACGCGCUGGGAGAGCGCCGACACGCCCACCGACGCCGACUUUGCGUUUGCGGACACGCCCUCCGAGUGGCGCGACUGCGCAGUCGUGUGGUUCGCGGCCGACGCGGCGCUCGAAAAUCUGGAAAGUCUCGCGCUUUCUUCGGACCGAAAACUGAUUGUCUUUUCGCUAAACAAACGGAAAGAAAGUUUCGGUUUUUUCCGAACAAACGUUCUGGUCGUCAACGGAAUGGACGCGCGCGCAGAGCCUCUGAUCGCGCACUUCCUGUUCGGCGAACCGGAAGUCAACUCUUGUAUUGUCAAUAAAUGCUGACGUAAUUCA
Oppiella nova is the source of this 1602-nucleotide messenger RNA. NCBI's taxonomy places the organism in Eukaryota, Metazoa, Arthropoda, Arachnida, Sarcoptiformes, Oppiidae. The record is from the annotation of a GenBank genome assembly.